AUGGGUGGUGGCACCGCAAGCAAGGCAUCGUCCCCUUCGGCCUCCAGCAGCAAUGCAGGGGUGUCCAAGACGGUGAAGGCGGGGCUGCUCGUCGUCCUGUGCCUGCAGAACGCCGUGUACACGAUGCUCCGGAGAUACAGAGCUCGCACGAGCUGCCGCAUGGUGCAACAGCAGUCAGUCCGGCUUGACGAUUGGGGACCGAGAAGUAGGGAGGAAGUCGUCACGCUGCACCGGCACCCACGCCAGUUUUCUGUCUGUGGAGUGCUACGUACUGCUGUGAAGUACUAG
Molecule: messenger RNA, 288 nt
Organism: Ectocarpus siliculosus
Lineage: Eukaryota; Phaeophyceae; Ectocarpales; Ectocarpaceae
Source: the annotation of a GenBank genome assembly